Messenger RNA from Anopheles nili, 2836 nucleotides. RefSeq names its product alanine--tRNA ligase, mitochondrial (gene AlaRS-m). Gene Ontology annotation, molecular function: alanine-tRNA ligase activity; nucleic acid binding; amino acid binding. NCBI's taxonomy places the organism in Eukaryota, Metazoa, Arthropoda, Insecta, Diptera, Culicidae. Gene Ontology annotation, biological process: alanyl-tRNA aminoacylation; tRNA modification. Bases 16 to 2832 code for a protein of 938 amino acids. The transcript has 4 exons. Gene Ontology annotation, cellular component: mitochondrion; cytoplasm. The record is from RefSeq and is a predicted model, not a curated record.
UUUGUAAAUGCAGGAAUGAAUCAGUUCAAGAAUGUCUUCCUCGGGACCAAUGAUAGGCCCUGUGAGCGUGCGGUAAACUCACAAAAGUGCGUUCGAGUGGGUGGAAAGCACAACGAUCUGUCCGUGGUCGGUACCGAUAGCUAUCACCAUACGUUCUUUGAAAUGCUGGGGAACUGGUCGUUCGGAGAUUAUUUCAAGCGUGAAGCUUGCCAGAUGGCUUGGGAUCUGCUGAAGAAUGUGUAUCGAAUCGACAUCGAUCGAGUGUAUGUAACAUAUUUUGGUGGAGACCCAAACCUGAACCUUCCAGGAGACGACGAAUGCCGAGAGAUUUGGUUGAACCUAGGUAUUCCUCAGGAUCGAAUAAUUCCCUUCGGAGCGCGGGACAAUUUCUGGGAGAUGGGUAACUCUGGUCCUUGCGGACCAUGCACUGAGAUACAUCUGGAUCUCUCGAACGAGUACAAGCAUACGAAAGCCCGACGGCAUUUGGUAAACGCCGGAGUUCCUGAUCUAACUGAGAUAUGGAACAUUGUGUUCAUCCAGUACAAUCGAUCGCUCGAUGAUGGAGCAAUUCGUAAUCUACCUCAGCACCACGUGGACACGGGAAUGGGAUUGGAACGACUAGUCGCGCAUCUACAGGGGAAACUAAGUAACUACGAUACGGAUUUAUUCAAACCGAUAUUCAGGCAUAUCCAUAAGGUGACGAAGAAGGAUCCAUAUCGAGGUUGUUUUGCGAGCAACGAUAACUAUUAUGAGCUAGAUACCGCUUACCGAAUCCUUGCUGAUCACAGUCGAAUGAUAACGGCUUGUCUGGCAGACGGAAUGUUUCCAUCUCAGAACCAUAAACUUAGGCGAAUUAUUCGCAAAUCCCUUGCUUUUGCUAGUCGCACCUUCGAGUAUCCGGAGCUGCUACGAGAGACCGUUCCUUGCGUCGUGGAAAUCCUAGGCGAUGUGUAUCCCGAGAUGAGCAACAAUUUGUCGAGCAUGCUGCAAAUAAUCGAUCACGAACGGCAUUCCUACGAUAAACUGCGAUCGAAGCGAACCAACGAUACGAAUGCUCUUCUGGAACGGUUCCCACAGCUGGACGAAUCAGAAGUGCUCGAACACGCCGGUCUGCCUGGGGCUAUCAAAGAGUUAACGCAAAUGGCACCGACCCAUCUGAACGGUGCCACCAUUCACAAAAUGUACGACACGUUUGGACUGGACGAGGAACUGCUCGUUAAGCUUGGGGAAAUGCUAAAAUUUUCUCUCGACUUCCGAGAUUAUGAGCAGCACGUUCGAAAGCUCAAAGAGGGGUACAAGCUGGAACUGGCGACCCAAUUGCAGUCCCGUCUUUCGGCGUAUCAAAGUCUAAAGGAAUCACUCGAUAAUACCACCCUCAAGACGACUGGAACCGAACGAAAGUAUAACUAUGCAUUUAACCAAGAAAAAGGAUUGUACGAAGUAGCGCCCUGUCAAGCGAACGUUAGUCUCCUCCUGGAUGAUGAGUCUCGCAACCAGUGGCAUGUGGUGACAGAUAAGAGCAACUUUUACUGCGAAUCUGGAGGGCAGCAAGGCGACAAAGGACGACUGACGGUCGGAGGAGGUUCGACUGAAGACGGGAAAUCUUUCGAAGUGACCACCGUUACGGAUCAUAAAGGCUUUAUUAUGCAUUCUAUCGAGAAGCAACCGAAUGUUACCUUAUCAGUUGGGGACCGGGUCGUUCUGCAGAUUGAUUCAAACCGAAGGACACAGCUAACGGUCAAUCAUACCGCAACGCAUUUAUUGAAUGCAAUGGUCCGCAAAAUGGUACCUCUUCCAAUGUGUCAACGUUCCAGCGCAGUCACGGAACGUGGUCUUCGGUUGGAGCUAGCUAUUAGCGGAGAUAAGAUCACGCUCGAACAGAUAUCCGCAAUCGAGGGGGAAAUUCGAUCUGCGAUAUCCCGAAACGAACCCAUCGGCGUCAGGGUUUGUAAUGCAAAGGAUCUGGAUUUCGCUAAAAUAACUACGGUCCCCGGAGAAACGUAUCCGGAUCGGGGCUUGCGAGUCGUCUCGAUUGGAAACAUAUCGAGUGAGCUAUGCUGUGGGACCCACGCUAUGAAUACGGGAGAACUGCAAGAUUUUGCCAUCACAAACGUGACGCAAUCCAAAAGUGGGUGUUUUACCUUCCACGCAGUUGCCGGUCCGGCAGCUAAGAAGGUACACUUCCUCGGUGCACAAAUCCAAAGCGAUGUCGGGCAACUGCAGCAGGAUGCGGAACAAAACGAGAGAAGCGAGGAUAUCACCAGCAUAGAGACACGGAUGCAGCGGCUUAAAAAUGUGCUUCUCACCGGAAUGGACAAUAAUAUUCACCUGCCAUACUGUGUCCGGCAGCGAUGUUUGAAUGUGAUCAACACACUUUACCAGAAGCUCAAGGACCGUUCGAGGGAGUCAUUACGGGAACUAGUCGACAUCGAAAUGCGCAACUUGAUGGAACAAAAGCCAGUCACGAGCGAUCGGUUCAUUGUUCACUUCCUCGAGUGUUCUAUCAUUCUCGAGGAGGUGCAGCUGAGUAAAGCGACCCGCUACUGCCCUGACCGGCCGAUUCUGGUGAUCAGCAUCACGGACAAUCAGGUGAAGGCUCGGGCCACCGUCCCGUUGCACAUGGCUAACGAACGGUUCAACGCUGAACGCUGGCUUGGAGUGGUGGCUCAAACGUUUAAAGCACAAACGGCCGCUCCCAAGGGACAGAAUGCGGUCGAAGUAUGCAAUAUGAAGGCUCGCAAAGUUACCAUGCUGCAUUUUGACGCAACGCUUGAAAAAGCGCUUCUCGCGGCCAGGACUUAUGCAGAGGAGCACUUCCAGCAAGUGGGCUAGUAUA